UAUAUGUGUGUGUGUGUGUGUGUGCGUGUGUGCAUGGCUUAUAUAUAUUUUUUUUUCUUUGCUGUGGCAGAAGAAAUGAAAUUCAACAAGAUAGACUUUUUGAUGAGAAGUUUUUGUUCAAUCAACUCUUCACAUGUUGCCAGUAGAUCAUGUCAAGCAUAGAGUUUGAUGAUCUAGAGGAAAAAGAAUCCAUUAGAAGUUAUUCAGAUAUUUUAAAGGAGAAGCAAAAUGUGGAAUUUGAAACUGCAACUUCAAUAGAACAAGCUAAAGUUGAAAAAAAUGUACUCGAAUUGUACAGAAUUCAGAGAGAGCCUAUCUUAAAUAAAUACAGGCACAUUCAUUUUUUGAAAAAUUCAUUAUCACAUCUUUCAAAAGACUAUGAGUGUUUAGAUUCUAGCAGACCAUGGUUGUGCUAUUGGAUUCUACACUCGCUACAUAUAUUAGGCGCAACAUUAGAUGAUGAGGACUAUGCAAAAGUUGUUAUUUUCUUAGCAAAAUGUCAGGAUCCAGAAGGAGGAUUUGGAGGUGGCCCUGGACAAUAUCCUCAUCUAGCUUCUACUUAUGCAGCGGUUAAUGCACUUUGUAUUAUUGGUACAAAAGAAGCCUACAGCGUAAUCAAUAGACAUGGACUCAGAAAAUUUCUGAAAAUCUUGCGUAAUUCUGAUGGAAGUUUCUGUAUGCAUGUAGACGGUGAAAUUGAUAUCAGAGGAGUUUACUGCGCUUUGGUUGUUGCGAAGCUUACAAACAUAUAUACACCUGACAUAUUUAAGGAUACAGAAAAAUGGAUAGGUAAAUGUCAAACUUGGGAAGGAGGAUUUAGUGGUUGUCCUGGAUUGGAAGCUCAUGGAGGCUAUGCUUACUGUGGAUUAGCUUCUCUUAUUUUAUUGGGAAAAACGGAUGCUUUCAAUUUAUCUUCUUUUAUGCGUUGGAUAGUUAAUAGACAAAUGCGUCUAGAAGGAGGCUUCCAAGGCCGUACUAACAAAUUGGUGGACGGAUGUUAUUCAUUCUGGCAGGGAGGUGCAUUUCCUUUGAUAAACACACUUUUGGCCAAAGAAAAGAAUAUUAUCCUAGAUCACUGGCUAUUCGAUCAAGCAGCUUUACAAGAAUAUUUAUUACUCUGCUGCCAACAUCCAUAUGGAGGAUUACGGGAUAAACCAGAGAAGGAUCGUGAUAAGUAUCACACUUGCUAUGGUCUAAGUGGACUUUCAGUGGCUCAAAAUUCUCCAGAACGUGUAAUAAUAGGAUCUCACCAAAUUAAUGCUGUCAAGAUGAUACAUCCUGUGUACAAUUUAGUCUAUUCAACAGCUAUUGACUCUGUAAAAUAUUUUGCAUCUUUGUCCAUACCUGAAUGCUAAAUUAUACAAUCCAAGAUUUGUAUACAUUACAUUUUUCCUAUAAUAACGUGAUAAUGGACGAAAUUCAUUUUUUUAAUAGUUUGAAUGACCAAGUACUACCUUCAAUCAUUAAAAUUAAAAAAAAAAAUCAAAUACCUACCAUUAUUGCCAUAACAAAUUUGAUAUUUCUAUAAUAUGUACUGUACAUUUUCAUUAAAUUUAAAAUGUUAAGCAGAGUAUAUGGUUUAAACGACAAAUAAAUAUUGUUAAGAUAUUUUUAAAA
Molecule: messenger RNA, 1617 nt
Organism: Nasonia vitripennis (jewel wasp)
Lineage: Eukaryota; Metazoa; Arthropoda; Insecta; Hymenoptera; Pteromalidae
Gene: Fntb
Product: protein farnesyltransferase subunit beta
Exons: 7
Coding region: 150-1355 (401 amino acids)
Biological process (GO): protein farnesylation
Cellular component (GO): protein farnesyltransferase complex
Molecular function (GO): protein farnesyltransferase activity
Source: RefSeq, a predicted model, not a curated record